CUCGGUUUCGGUGAGCUGAAGGAUACUUUGUACUUGAGUGCAUGUUUUAAAGACAUUUGAAUAACGUAAAAUGGAUGUCUUUUACUUUGCUGAUAAUUGUUAUUUUUGUAGGCUGCUUUGGUUACAAAACCACUAGGCAAAUUGAUGCAGUAUGGAUAGAGAGGUCUCAGUAACACCUCCGUCCCAGACACCAAAAUCACUUGUCAGACAAGCAGCAGAGGCUAUAUCACAUCAGAUUGUACUCAACUGUCAUGCAGCUUUGGUAAAAUGCCUAUUUCAUCCUGACGAAGAAGUUAGAGAGUCAAUGAUUGUGUACUUGAAGAGAUUAAAAGGCUACUACUGGAACGAUAAGUAUGGAUUGGUUGAGUAUUAUCGCAGACACAUUAGUGAUGUGUUUACAGAUGUAAUGGAACUGCAUUCUAGUAAAGUUGAAGCCUUACCAGUCGAAUUACAUGCCCUUCUGAGUGAAAAUUCAGGCGUUAUGGUGCCCUCAAUACUCGUCACACUUGCUGCCCAAGUCCUAUUUACUUUUGAGGUUGGAUAUUCGAGUGCAAUGGAUAUGAUUCAAGUAUUGAGUGUUCGCAGCACAACAGCCAGAAUAUUUAAUGGACUUUUGGAAGCAGUUGUUCCUUUUCAUUUGGAGAGGUUAUCAACGGCCUUCAUCAAGUUUGAAGAAUCUGCACCGGUGUUAACCUUGCUAAAACAUUCUCCUUACCUCAAGCAUGUAUUCCUUGUUAAUAACAGUAGUGUUUUUGUAUUUAAUAGUCUUCGAAUGUAUGGCAAAAAUAUUGAAACGUUAUAUUUUAAAUUGUUUGCAUAUUAUGCUGUGCUCACAAGUGGAAGUUCAUCAAGUGACAUUCUCUUUGAGACCUUCUUUGGGGGACUGAGGAUGGAUGAUGUAAUACAAAGCCUUGAUAGUAAAGAAAAAAUUGUGCUUUCCUUUCCAAAACUAAAGGAAGUAGUCAUCAAUAAUAACAAUUCGAACACGUGUGUUCCAAUAACAGAAUUUAUGCAUUGCCUUCAACAUUUAUAUCCACUUAUUAAGACAAGAUGGGUUAACUUUAUUAAUAUUCACAAGCCCAGUCCUGAGCUCCCUGUGUCUGCUUUCCGACUACACUCUCCCUUUUUGAGAAAAGAAAAAUAUAAUUGGGAUGUUCUGCAGAUUGGGUAUGUUAAUGAAUUAGAGUUAUUAGAGGACACUGCAGAAAACUAUGGAGAGUAUCCAACCGUAAACCACAUAGUGAUUGAGGUUGAUGCAGUCUUCAGUGCAAAGACAAGGAAUUUUGUCAAAGACCUUAUGAAAAGGCAUCAGUGCAUGAGCAUUGAGUUAGUGUUGUAUAAACAUUCUCUCUUCUCAAAUUCAGAAUUAGCGUCUGUAUUUCAUGAAAUUGGUAAUAUUUUACAGACGCUUUGUCUUAAUUUACUGUAUGGAGUCGUUGCCAAAGAGCUUGUUGUAGCUUUAAAUUCGUGUUCAGCUUUACAGGUUUUGAGCCUAGAAACAAACCUUGAAGAGUAUGAUUACUCACAAAGUCCUUUUAACACAUUUCCAAAGUUGAAUUCCUUAUCACUCACUAUACACUCUCCAUCAUUCCCAAGCAAAGCUGCAGAGAAUUUCCAGCACCACUUGAUAACUGCAGCACCUUUUAUCAGAACAUUAAAGACAUCUUAUAUCUCGGAAGAAGGGCUAGAACGGAUGGAUGUAGGAGGCCUUCUGUACUUGAAUGCAUUACAUAUCGGGAGCACUUUCCCCAGGAACCUUCGAAAGCUUUAUCAGAAGGCUUCCGUCACUGUCCAUACUUACGUUAAACGGGCAUUUUUGGACUUGCCGACGCAGGAGCAAUGGCACUUACUUUAGCCUUAAGGAGCAUUUCAAAAGUACAAACCUAAAAAUUUACGGAAUAGGUAAAUUUUCACGUUUUCCUUUCACCCAGUGUUACGAGUUCUUUGACUGAUACCUUCAUCUUUGUAUAGUCUGUGAUGUACAUUUCUUUGUGUAAGUUUAAGCAAAUAGAGUUUAUAUUUUUAAAGAUGUAUAUAUGUGCAAUAAGUUUUAAUAAAAAAAUCUCACUGA
Messenger RNA from Macrobrachium nipponense, 2071 nucleotides. RefSeq lists its product as uncharacterized. The record is from RefSeq and is a predicted model, not a curated record. The transcript is spliced from 4 exons. NCBI's taxonomy places the organism in Eukaryota, Metazoa, Arthropoda, Malacostraca, Decapoda, Palaemonidae. Bases 152 to 1855 code for a protein of 567 amino acids.